Messenger RNA from Cladophialophora psammophila CBS 110553, 846 nucleotides. RefSeq lists its product as uncharacterized. The transcript has a single exon. The coding region runs from base 1 to 846 and encodes 281 amino acids. Lineage: Eukaryota; Fungi; Ascomycota; Eurotiomycetes; Chaetothyriales; Herpotrichiellaceae. Gene Ontology annotation, molecular function: acyltransferase activity, transferring groups other than amino-acyl groups. Gene Ontology annotation, cellular component: NatA complex. Gene Ontology annotation, biological process: mitotic sister chromatid cohesion. The record is from RefSeq and is a predicted model, not a curated record.
AUGCACCAAGCUAGUCUUCUUUCGUAUUUCUCUAAACCGGGGACUCCAACGCUCUCCAUUCCGAUAAACCCCAGAGAAAGGGUUUCCGACAAAAAUGAUAACAACGCGUGUCUGCGUCCGCGUGUUUCUCACAGCCAAGGGCCUGGUAUCAUCGAGGCAGCCCUAAAGCAAGCCUCUCAGAAGCCGGCCGUCCACACUUUGAAAGCCGACAAAGACCAAGUCGAAAUCUUGAGACCUGAAAAUGUCACCCAGGAGCCAAAGCGUGCGAUUAUGGAAGCUCAGACUACUUCAAGCGACCGCGUACAGCAUUUUGAGGUAGUCUCUAUUCCCCACCUCCCGGAAGCUCUUGUUGCAUCAGUCUCAGCAGAACACCUUCCCGCAAUUCAGCGUCUCACAGCCACAACCCUCCCUGUUCGAUACAGCGAUGCUUUCUUUACCACAACAUUGACUGACCCAAUCGUCAGCCAACUGUCUCGCGUCGUCCUUUACGCGUCGCAGCCUGUUGGCUGGAUCCGCUGUCGUUUAGAGCCAUGCUCGCCCAAUAUUUCUUUUCUCGCUCAGAGAAACCGGCCACCUUCCCAGAUCUAUAUCCAAGCUCUAGCUCUCCUUUCGCCAUAUCGUAGCCUCGGCCUUGCAACACUGCUGCUGGACACUAUCUUGUCUUCGGCCAGUGCUCAAGCUGCGGACACAGUGUGCAUCUAUGCACACGUGUGGGAGAAGAACGACGACGCGUUGGAGUGGUACUCCAAUCGCGGCUUCAAGCGGGUCAUGCUUGUGGAACACUAUUACAGAAAGCUGCGACCGAGCGGUGCUUGGAUAGUUAGGAAAGAAUUGGAUGGAUCAUGA